AUGGAUUUACCACGUUCUUUUCCAGCCGAGGAUGCGGAAGCAACCAUCCAACGCACUGGGGUAUACACGCUGGAAGAUCAUGUGGUUGGUAAUCGCAUCGAGGAAUUCUCCGACCUCCGCUUUCCCAUCAAAUCGCCGCUUGGGUUAGAAUUCAUAGCCCAGAACAGCUUUGUUAGAAAGGACAUACGUCGAGUCCUGGAUUCAACACUAGGUCGACCUCACUUGGGGCUCAUUAAAAUAUACAACCAAAUACUUCCUUCCGACUAUGUAUUUCGCCUCCACAACGGAUCCGUCGGGGAAGCGUUCUGCCUCCUCGUUCUCCUCUGGAGUCCAGGCUCAAUUGUCUGCUUCUAUGAUGGGUCAAUAUCACAAAACAUUGAAGAUGAUCCACCGGUGUCCAAGACAUGGGGUCUUCUCGCAACACCAAAGCUGCGUAUGAACAGAGACGGCAUCUCUGAGAACAUCGUUGACCUGAAAGGUGGCGGAUUGGUUCUUUCAGACAGUCGACUCCAAUUUUCUAUUGUCCAAGGCUAUACCGUCAUGGUUGGAUUUACGACGAAGGCUGAACUUGAGAAUUGGGGGAAAAUGGAACUGCCGUACUCUGAUGUGCUCAAGGCUAAGGUAGAUGAACUGGAGGUUGGAGGAAUUCACAUCAACUGCGCUUGGCCAACAGCAUGCCCGAAGUGA
Molecule: messenger RNA, 687 nt
Organism: Ilyonectria robusta
Lineage: Eukaryota; Fungi; Ascomycota; Sordariomycetes; Hypocreales; Nectriaceae
Exons: 3
Coding region: 1-687 (228 amino acids)
Source: RefSeq, a predicted model, not a curated record